AUGGAAUCCGCCCGAAGCCUUUAUAAAAAUGACAUCGAUUUUGCAGCCUUGGCGCUGCAAUCGCGGGACUUCGCCAAGUACUUGAACCAAACCGGCCAACUGAACUUUACUGAUCCAGCCGCCGUCCGACAACUCACCACUACGCUUCUGCAACAAGAUUUUCACCUGAAAGUGGAAAUCCCCGAGGAUCGACUGUGUCCACCGGUGCCAAACAGGCUCAAUUACAUCCUCUGGCUGCAAGACCUUCUUGAUUCCACCGCUGGAGGCCUGCAUGAGGGAUAUGACCGAGACCGGGAUAUCUUCGGCCUUGACAUUGGAACGGGUUGCAUCGGCAUCUACCCCCUUCUGGGCUGCGCGACACGGCCACGAUGUAACUUUGUGGCAACUGACAUCGACUCGAACAAUAUCCGCACGUCUCGGCACAACGUGGCUCUGAACAACCUGGAAUCACGUAUUCAGAUCGUACAUUCCGACCCCACAGGACCACUCUUCCCGCUAGAAAAGCUAGGGCGCCAAACCCUUGAUUUCACCAUGUGCAACCCACCCUUUUACACCUCGUUUAAUGAGCUGAAGCAAUCUGCCGAGCAGAAAGAACAAGAGCCCUUCUCCGUGAGUGUCACUAACCCCACUUCCCGUGCCAAACAACUAUACACAACCCACCCUAUUCCACUUACGUACCAUCCCGUACUGACCUGCAUGAAGACCUGCACCGGUGCCGCGGUGGAAAUGGUGACCCGCGGUGGAGAAGUAGCUUUUGUUAAGCAAAUGAUCGACGAAAGUCUUGAGCUGCGUGACCGUAUUCAAUGGUACACAUCCAUGCUUGGAAAAUUGAGCAGUAUCAAUGUACUCGUAGAGACACUGAUCAAACACGGCAUCACCAAUUUCGCUGUCACCGAGUUUGAGCAGGGAAGCAAGACGAAGCGCUGGGCCCUGGCAUGGUCAUGGGGAGACCGAAGGCCUGCCAUGAGUAUUGCACGUGGAAUCCCCGGCUGCCCGAAGAGUCUUUUACCUUGGCCUGCAGAUUACACAUUUACACUACCACCCGGAACAUCUAUUGACGCAAGCAUUGCUACGAUAAAUGCAGAACUCAACUCGUUGCCUUGGUUUUGGGCCUGGGAUCAGACACGUUCUUCGGGGACGGGAUUCGCUGCUGAAAAUGUGUGGUCGCGAUUCGCCCGCCGGAAGAUGAAACUUGCUGGUGAGGAGGGUGCGGCUAAAUUGAAGGUGAUUCCAGCCCAGGUGGCGUUGGGAAUACGUCUGCAGAUGCGGCUGGUCCGCGGGCAGAAACCGGACGAGAAAGAGGUGAGAGUUUUAGUACGUUGGGUGCAGGGGACAGACACCGUCUUGUUCGAGAGCUUUUGCGGGAUGGUGAAGAGGAAGCUGGAAUCAAAAUGA
Molecule: messenger RNA, 1395 nt
Organism: Penicillium crustosum
Lineage: Eukaryota; Fungi; Ascomycota; Eurotiomycetes; Eurotiales; Aspergillaceae
Product: DUF890 domain protein
Exons: 9
Coding region: 1-1395 (464 amino acids)
Biological process (GO): rRNA base methylation
Cellular component (GO): nucleus
Molecular function (GO): 23S rRNA (adenine(1618)-N(6))-methyltransferase activity
Source: RefSeq, a predicted model, not a curated record